This is a messenger RNA of Leptopilina heterotoma, 2047 nucleotides long. Its product is annotated as complement factor H-like. The record is from RefSeq and is a predicted model, not a curated record. NCBI's taxonomy places the organism in Eukaryota, Metazoa, Arthropoda, Insecta, Hymenoptera, Figitidae. The transcript has 9 exons. Bases 92 to 1528 code for a protein of 478 amino acids.
GUAAUAACAGACUAUGCAGUUUGUCGACUAAAGUCUUACAUAACUUUCAAUAUAUAUUUGAAAAUUAUUUUAUAAACUGAGAAAGGAGAAAAUGGCUUCUAUUCUUAUUAGAAUCAUUCUAAUUGCCUGUUUCGUUUUGGAAAAGAAUUUAUUCAGUGAAUCUCAAAUGUUAGAAUCAAAAUGUGGACCAUUAAUGUAUAAAAAUGCAGAAGUUUCAAUAAAUGAGGGGCAAAAUAUUGCAAAAAUAAUUUGCAAUCAAAACUAUUCAAAUCAAGGUGAUGAUGAAGUGCGCUGCAUUAACAGAAUUUGGUCUAGUUCAAUAAAACCCAAUUGUGUUCAUAACGAUUGUUUAAAGUCGAUUCCGACAAAGAAUAUUAAGAAUGGACGAUUCGAAAUUUAUAUUCAAGAUGAAUAUUUCUUGCACUAUUCUUGCAACGAAAAUUAUGUACUGAUAGGACGAGUCAUUUCAAUCUGUAUCGACGGAAAUUGGUCAACUCAUCCACCUAUAUGUCGACUGAAAAGCAACGUAUCCAAUAUAAUAGAUAAUAAUUGUUUAAAUAAUUCUACACAUUAUACACUUGAAAAUGGAAAAGUGUCAGACAGAGCUUUAGGAAAAUAUGGCGAUUUACGCUUGACCUACACUUGCAAUAAAAACUACAAGUUAAUAGGAUUUAGGAUAGUAACUUGUAUUGAUGGAAUAUGGAUGGAUAAAGAUCCAUCUAGAUGUGAGUUUAGCGGAGAGAGACAAUAUGGAACUACUACUGAACCAGCAAUGAUUGAGUGUGAGGCCUUUGAGUAUAAAAAUGCAAAAGUUGACAUAAGCAAAACGGGCAAUAUUGCGACUGUAAAAUGCCAGGAAAAUUAUACACUUUUCGGCAAUUCAAAAUUCUAUUGUAUAAGGGGAACUUGGCAGCAGAGGAAUUACCCUUUAUGUGUCCACAACGACUGUUUACCAAAUUCUUUCGAUUUUGCUCUCGAAAAUGGAAAAUUGCCAGCUGCAAAAUUAAUUGAUGAUGAAAAUAUAAAUUUAAUUUACAAUUGCAACGAAGGUUACAAACUAUUAGGAAUGAAUACAGCAGUUUGCAGUAAUGGAAAGUUGUUGAGUAAACCUCCUGUUUGUAAACCUAAAGAAGUAGAAGUGCAUCAAUCUUCUAUUGAGAAUCAAUCAAUAGGUUGUAAAUUAUUCGAGUACAAAAAUGCGAGAGUUAGAAUAAACGAAAUAGGGAAUAUUGCAAAAGUAAGUUGUAAUUCGAAUUAUUUUCUCUAUGGUUAUUCGUUUUACGAGUGUAUCAACGGAAAAUGGGAGCAAGAUAACUUUCCAAGAUGUAUUCAUACUGACUGCUUUUUCAUGGAAGAACGUUCUAUUCAAGAUGGAGAAAUUUUGAAAACAUCCUUCGGAACAUUUGGCGAGGUAAAUGUGAUUUAUGACUGCAAUAUAGGGUACAAUCUGACGGGAAAACGAAUGUCGAGCUGCUAUGAUGGAAAGUGGACUAGUGAUCCUCCUGUAUGCGUCUUAAAAGAUAUUUAAUUUUCUAAUAAUCGGGGGGAUUGGAAGGAAUUAUGGGGAAAUUAAUUCUUCGAUCAAAGUGAAGUAGAUUUAUAGUUACAAGAAAUUUUGUGUUUUUGAUUGUAUUAGAUUGUAAGUCUUUGGUAUGUUGUUACAUAAAGUUUGAUGAAGAGUCAUUCAAGGAAAUAUGAGCGAUUUUGAAAUAAGUAUAGGAGAAGGCAUGUUGAAAUUGCUAGUUAAUACUUAGAUGCAGAACACUUGGCGUCUCUAGUUAAGUCCAUGAAUAGCGAGACUUGAGGAAUGACGCUUUCAAUGUUGUACAACUAUUUUGUUAUACUCCCACCAUUCACGACCACACGAAUUCUUAGGAAAGCGUAUACCAACUUGUACUAAACUAACUUUAACUUCUCCUGUUUCUAAAGGAAAACAACAAUGCCUCCUUUCACUUCAAUGACAACAAGAAAGGAAAUUCUUUUUAAGUUUUAAGUUGACAAUUUUACUUAUUUGUUGGUUCGUGUAAAAAUAUAAAUUCAUCAAAAA